Messenger RNA from Funneliformis caledonium, 298 nucleotides. The record is from the annotation of a GenBank genome assembly. Lineage: Eukaryota; Fungi; Glomeromycota; Glomeromycetes; Glomerales; Glomeraceae.
AUGCAUACGAAAACUGAUACAACUUAUAACGAUGAUCUUAUGAACAAUGAAAAACGUAUUCCAAAAUAUUUUACUAAUGAUAUUAACGAUAGUUUAAUAUUAGAGAACUCUUUCCCAAAUAAUUUCGAUUUGACUAGCGAUAACUCGAACAACAAUGAUGAUUACAUGAAUAUCAACUUUUCAAAUGAUGGUAAUGAUAAUGAUAUAAAUAUUGACCUGGCCGAUAGUUAUCUGAAUGAUAAUUAUAAUAAUACAAAUGUUGACAUAGUUAACGAUAAUUCAAACGAUGAAGGUUCUA